GGCAGACGUGUGUUACAUCGCUCCGUAAAAAUCAUAGUUUUUACGGUGACCCAAGAGGGCGGAGGGGAACAAGAGUUUCCACAGUGAUGAUAGUAUCGACUAUAAAUAUGUGUGUGCGUUAUCUAGUCGGAAUGUGUUGAAUAGUCCAAGAAAGGUGAGAAUUUAUAUGUGACAUUCUGGUGCUUGAAAGACAGGUGUCAAUUAAAGUGCCGACGUAGAUUAUUCGGCGACCAUGGACGCUAAGAGUAUCGUUGCUGUGCGUGCAAGAAGGAAAUAAAAAGCAUUGUGCUGCAGGAGAUAAAAGAUGAAGUAGCAUGUAAGAAUGAAAUUAAGAUGAUGAUUGCAAAAAUCAUUCGGGAAGAGUUGGAAACUUUUAGGCGUGAACUUAAAGAAAUGAAGAGGAAUGUGCAGGAGAAAACCACUGGAAUAUCAGGAUUAGGAAGUUAUAGUGCGGCAGUAAAAAAUAAGAAGAAAGAAAGCAUCUUAAUUGUCCAAUCGUUAAAGGAACAAGAGAGUGAAACUACCAAGAAAUUAGUAAAAGAAAAAGUAGCUAUAAAGAAGAUGGAGGUAGGAAUAACAAAGCUGAGGAAAGGAAGUAAAGGUUCGGUCAUUCUGGGAUGUGAGAGCGAGGGAGAAAUGGAAAAACUGAAAGAUACAGUACGCGAGAAGCUAGGUGAAGACUUCAAGAUCACAGAACCGAAAAAAAUAAGACCGAAAAUAAAAGUUGUAAAUGUUGGAGAAGAAGAAAUACAGCUGAAAGAUGAAAUCUUAAUUAAUACGAUCAAGAAGCAGAAUACAAUCGACGGCAGAGAAGAUGAAGAAUUUAGCAUAAAAAUUGUGAAGAGAAUUGUUGAGGAUGAUUCUUUAAUACUAGAAAUAGAUGAAAUGACUCAUGAGUUAAUGCUAAGAAGAGAGAAAAUAAAUAUCAGAUGAAGGAAGUGUCGUGUAUUUAGUCAUUAUAGUGUUAAGAGAUGUUUUAAAUGCUGGGGUUACUACCAUAUUGCCAAAAAUUGUAAGCGGCAGGAAACAUGUCAUAAAUGUGCUGGGAAUCACAGAGCAGGCGAGUGUAAGGCAAAAAA
Molecule: messenger RNA, 1079 nt
Organism: Pogonomyrmex barbatus (red harvester ant)
Lineage: Eukaryota; Metazoa; Arthropoda; Insecta; Hymenoptera; Formicidae
Source: RefSeq, a predicted model, not a curated record